GGAAGCACAGGAAGUCGAAUACAUGUCUUCAAGUUUCAAAGUUAUGUCAGCAAUGAUUCACUGAUUUUAGAAGAUUCUUAUUUCAAAAGCAUCAAGCCUGGUUUAUCAUCUUAUGCAAAAUCUCCAAAACUGGCUGCUGAAUCUUUGGAACCUCUGUUACGACAUGCCAAGAAGUAUGUGCCUAAACAUCUCUGGUCAUCAACACCACUUGCGUUGAAGGCCACUGCUGGGUUGAGACUGCUUCCACAGAAAGCUUCUGACAAUAUUCUCGCUGAGGUGAAAAAAUUGUUUGAAAGUUAUCCAUUUGACCUGUCUGCUGAUGGCGUGUCCAUCAUGAAGGGAGAUGACGAGGGCCUGUUUAGCUGGUUCACUGUCAACUUUUUAAAUGACAAUUUCAACGAAUUGUCAAAAACUGUUGGAGUGUUGGAUUUGGGAGGAGGAUCAACUCAAAUUACUUUCAUACCCAAAGCAACAGAACUGUUACAAUAUCAAGGCCACCCUCACAUAGUUCACCGUAAGUUAUUUGGUGAUCAAAUCACAAUAUACACUCACAGUUAUUUAGGCUUAGGUAUGAUGUCGGCUCGUUUUCAAAUCCUGGGAGGUACUGAACAAACAAAGAGCAGGUGGCAUUUAUGCAACAAGGAGGUCAAAAAUCUCAUCAGCAAAUACAAAAUUGACAAAAGUUUUAGUAUUCAAAAUUCUGAGUUUUACGCAAUAUCGUACUUCUUUGAU
Molecule: messenger RNA, 732 nt
Organism: Helobdella robusta
Lineage: Eukaryota; Metazoa; Annelida; Clitellata; Rhynchobdellida; Glossiphoniidae
Exons: 8
Biological process (GO): nucleoside diphosphate catabolic process
Cellular component (GO): membrane
Molecular function (GO): UDP phosphatase activity; GDP phosphatase activity
Source: RefSeq, a predicted model, not a curated record